Messenger RNA from Cucurbitaria berberidis CBS 394.84, 2077 nucleotides. RefSeq names its product FAD-binding domain-containing protein. Lineage: Eukaryota; Fungi; Ascomycota; Dothideomycetes; Pleosporales; Cucurbitariaceae. The coding region runs from base 363 to 1934 and encodes 523 amino acids. The record is from RefSeq and is a predicted model, not a curated record. The transcript has 5 exons. Gene Ontology annotation, molecular function: FAD binding.
CGUGAAUGAAUCGCACUCGAGACAGACGUAGUAACUGGUACUGGUAAUCGGUUCAAUGGCUUGAGUUUUAAGACCACGAAGUGACGACCCGCCUCCGCGCGGCACGCACUCUCACUAAGAGAAAUCCGGCUCGGUUCAUGUUGCUUGCCGAACGCUCAUCUUCUUCCUAAACCUUGUAAGCCCGAACGGGAGAAAUUUCACUCUCCCUAGCUACGACCCACCCACAGUCUUCAUGUCGGCUACGGUCUUCCGUCUAGCAAACCCUUAUAGUCUGCGGAGUUAAAUCGGGGCCUUGGUCCAGUGCUUUGCGACGACAUCCUCGUCUUCUUUCGUGCCUAGAUACUCAAGUUGAAACAGCAAGCAUGAAGUCUUUUGCGCCGACGCUCGCUGCUCUGCUGAGUUUGUACGAGGCCGCCCAAGCUGACUCCAAUUCCUGCGCUCGUUCGAACGCAGCUCCCGCCAAGGAUCAAGUAAAACUUGCAAACUGCUGCAAAACGCUUCAGGACGCCGGUUUGACUCACGUCCUUUACGAGGGUGAUGAGGAAUACAAGGCCCGCACAGCCUCGUACUGGUCUGUCAGUGCCCAGUUAACACCAGGAUGUAUCGUCCAACCCACCUCUACCGAAGAGGUGUCCCUGGCCCUGAAGACCCUCUCCGGAUACGGUGCGAGCGAUUGCCAAUUCGCGGUACGAAGCGGAGGUCACACGACCUGGGCUGGUUCCAACAAUAUCGAUAAUGGGUUGACUAUAGAUCUCGGUCUUAUGAACACAACGACUUAUAAUGAGGCCGAAAACCUGGCCAAGAUCCAGCCUGGAAACAGAUGGGGAAUGGUGUACGGCGCGCUCGAGCCUCAUGGAGUUACGGUUGGUGGUGGUCGAGCAAGCAGCGUUGGUGUUGCCGGGUUCUUGACCGGUGGAGGUAACUCCUUCUUCACUGCUCAUCGCGGCUUUGCUUGUGACCAAGUGCAGAACUAUGAGGUCGUUCUUGGUAGCGGAGAAAUCAUCAACGCCAAUGCGGAGAACAACAGCGACCUGUUUCGAGCUCUGAAGGGUGGAUCUGGCAACUUCGGAAUUGUUACCAGAUUCGACAUGCAAACCUUCAAGCAGGGAAACCUUUGGGGUGGCUCGAUGGUCUAUUCCAAAGAACAUACGCAAGCGCACAUCGACGCCUACACGGCCUGGGUCGACAACGUUGAGAACUACCCAGACGGCUCCAGUAUCAUCUUUUGGACCUAUCUACCUGCACUGAAAGACGUUGCCAUCAUUGCUGCGUAUGAAGACGUCGCCGGCAACGUGGCUCCCGCAGGAUUUGAUAAAUUCAUGGCCAUCAACCACACGUCUUCCACCAUGAGGCUAGCAAGCCACAAGAAUCUGACUGAUGAGCUUGAGCAAGCUAGUGGGUACCGUGAUAUCUGGUUCACGAUGACAUUCAAGAACAACCCUCGUAUCUUCAAGCAUAUCGUCGAUGCCCACCAGAAGUUUGUCGACGAAUGGAAGGCGGGGACUACCGACCACGACUUUAUCACCCAGUGCAUGUUCCAGGCAAUCCCAACAAUUUUCGCCAAGCACAGUGAAGAGCGCGGUGGCAAUGUUCUCGGUCUUGAACGUGAGAAGGACAACGCCAUCAUGCUCUUGUCCAACAUCGCUGUCAAGGGUGGUUCAGAUACUGAGGCCCGCGCAAGGACGCAGCUAAGAGCAUAUGGUGAGGAACUGCAAGCGUUUGCGGCUGCCCAGGGAGGGUCGGUCGAAUGGCAAUUCAUGAACUAUGCCGACUCCUACCAGAACCCUCUUGGAAGCUAUGGCGCAGAGAAUGUCGCCAAGAUCAAGGCCGCAUCGGCAAAGUAUGACCCCAAGGGUAUCUUUCAAACGCGUUGUCCCGGCGGCUUCAAGAUCUCAAAGCUGCAAGAUGCGACUCUUCCGAGGAGAGAGCUAUAACAGCGGUCUAACCUACUCGAACCGAUGAAAAAGGCGUGCUACGUAGCAAAAUCUGAGAGGAAACCUCAGUACAUACAAACAUAGAUUCAUGCCUUCACAUAGACUUAAUGCAUAAUCUUAAUUGAAUGGAAACUUUCAGUCAA